Molecule: messenger RNA, 4506 nt
Organism: Emys orbicularis (European pond turtle)
Lineage: Eukaryota; Metazoa; Chordata; Testudines; Emydidae
Gene: COL5A2
Product: collagen type V alpha 2 chain
Exons: 54
Coding region: 4-4506 (1500 amino acids)
Biological process (GO): extracellular matrix organization
Molecular function (GO): protein binding; extracellular matrix structural constituent conferring tensile strength
Source: RefSeq, a predicted model, not a curated record
GACAUGAUGGCAACCUGGGUGCAAACAAGAACUUUUUUCAUUCUUGUUGCUUUAUUAGGGCAAUUUAUAACAGUAAAAGCACAAGAAGAAUUUCAAGAAGAAUUUGAUGCUGAAGAAAUAGCCUGCACUCAAAACGAUCAGAUGUACCUGAACAGGGAUAUCUGGAAGCCCUCACCAUGCCAGAUUUGUGUCUGUGACAAUGGAGCCAUUCUCUGUGACGAGAUUCAGUGUCAGGAUGUGUUAGAAUGUGAGAGCCCUCAGAUUCCCGCAGGAGAAUGCUGUCCUGUGUGCCCCAACACGGCACGUGUUGGUUUUGAUGGCAAUAUUGGUAGAGGAAGGAAGGGACAAAAAGGAGAACCUGGAGUGGUGCCAAUUGUUACAGGAAUACGAGGCCGCCCAGGACCAUCAGGACCUCCAGGUUCACAAGGACCAAGAGGAGAACGAGGACCUAAGGGGAGACCUGGUCCUCGUGGUCCUCAAGGGAUUGAUGGGGAACCUGGUAUCCCUGGACAGCCUGGUGAUCCUGGACCCCCAGGACAUCCAACUCACUCAGGACCAGAUGGGAGGAAUGCACCGUUUGCAGCUCAGAUGGCAGGAUUGGAUGAGAAAUCUGGAAUCAGUAGUCAAAUGGGAUUCAUGCCCGGUGCAGUGGGUCCAGUGGGUCCAAGAGGUCCGCAGGGUCUACAAGGACAACAAGGUGGUGUUGGCCCCACAGGCCCGCCAGGUGAAGCUGGGGAUCCAGGACCAAUGGGUCCAGUUGGUGCUCGGGGCCCCGAAGGACCUCCAGGCAAACCUGGUGAAGAUGGUGAGUCUGGAAGAUCAGGACAACCAGGCGAGACUGGAUUCCCAGGAUCUACAGGAUCUCGAGGCUUUCCAGGUGCUCCAGGUCUUCCAGGUCUAAAGGGCCACAGGGGACACAAAGGACUUGACGGUCCUAAAGGCGAGGUCGGAGCAACUGGAUCCAAGGGUGAAGCCGGACCAACUGGCUCAAUGGGUCUAACAGGCCCUCUCGGUCCUAGAGGAAUGUCAGGAGAAAGAGGGCGAAUUGGACCACAAGGUGCUCCUGGUGGACGGGGUUCGCAUGGUAUGCCAGGGAAGCCUGGGCCAGUGGGACCACUUGGUAUAACUGGUUCUCCUGGUUUUCCGGGUACUCCUGGUGUAAAGGGUGAAGCAGGUCCAACGGGUGCACGUGGCCCAGAAGGUCCUCAGGGACAAAGGGGUGAAACAGGGCCAUCAGGUCCAGCAGGGUCACAAGGACUUCCUGGAACUGUAGGGACAGACGGUUCUCCUGGUGCUAAAGGCCCAACAGGAUCUCCAGGUACUUCUGGCCCACCUGGCUUAGCAGGUCCACCUGGUUCUCCAGGACCUCAAGGCAGUACUGGUCCUCCCGGCAUCCGAGGCCAAGCGGGAGACCCUGGUGUGCCAGGUUUCAAAGGAGAAGCAGGUCCCAAAGGGGAACCAGGUCCACAUGGUUCUCAGGGUCCCAUUGGCUCUGUGGGUGAAGAAGGGAAAAGAGGCCCUCGUGGUGAUCCAGGGUCAGUAGGUCCUCCAGGCCCUGUUGGAGAAAGGGGUGCUCCUGGUAAUCGUGGUUUUCCAGGUUCUGAUGGCUUGCCUGGACCAAAGGGAGCUCAAGGGGAGCGUGGUCCAGCAGGUUCUUCAGGCCCUAAAGGGAGCCAGGGAGAUCCUGGGCGCACUGGUGAACCUGGCCUCCCAGGUGCCAGGGGUCUCACAGGAAAUCCAGGUGUUCAGGGUCCUGAAGGAAAACUUGGUCCUUUGGGUGCGCCAGGAGAAGAUGGACGUCCAGGCCCAGCAGGUUCAAUAGGAAUUAGAGGUCAGCCAGGCAGCAUGGGGCUUCCUGGGCCAAAAGGCAGCAGUGGUGAUCCUGGAAAACCUGGAGAAGCGGGUAAUGCUGGUGUCCCAGGGCAGAGAGGUGCUCCUGGCAAAGAUGGUGAAGUUGGUCCUUCUGGUCCUGUUGGUCCACCUGGUCUAGCAGGAGAAAGAGGAGAACAAGGCCCUCCAGGUCCUACAGGCUUUCAGGGUUUGCCUGGGCCACCAGGUCCUCCAGGAGAGUCAGGAAAGCCUGGAGAUCAGGGUGUUCCUGGAGAUGCUGGAGCUGGAGGUCCAUUAGGUCCAAGAGGAGAACGUGGCAAUCCAGGGGAGAGAGGAGAACCAGGGGCAGCAGGACUUCAGGGUGAAAAGGGUAUGGCUGGAGGACAUGGUCCUGAUGGACCAAAGGGUAGUCCAGGCCCCACUGGGACUCCUGGUGAUCCAGGUCCUCCAGGUCUUCAGGGUAUGCCUGGAGAAAGAGGUAUUGCUGGAACUCCUGGUCCCAAGGGUGACAGGGGUGGUGUAGGGGAGAAAGGCUCUGAAGGUACAGCUGGCAACGAUGGUGCAAGGGGUCUUCCAGGUCCAAUAGGUCCAAUGGGUCCAGCAGGUCCUACUGGUGAAAAGGGUGAACCUGGUCCUCGAGGUUUAGUUGGCCCCCCAGGCUCCCGUGGAAAUCCUGGUUCCCGUGGUGAAAAUGGCCCAACUGGUGCUGUUGGUUUUGCUGGUCCUCCGGGCCCUGAUGGUCAACCAGGUGUGAAAGGUGAACCUGGGGAACCUGGACAGAAAGGGGAUGCUGGAUCCCCGGGACCACAGGGCCUUUCUGGGUCUCCUGGCCCACCGGGUCCUCAUGGUGUUCCUGGUCUAAAAGGUGGUCGAGGUACUCAGGGUCCACCUGGUGCUACAGGAUUCCCUGGCUCUGCUGGAAGAGUUGGACCUCCCGGACCUACUGGAGCUCCGGGGCCUGCUGGGCCUCUUGGGGACCCAGGAAAAGAAGGCCCUCCAGGUCUUCGUGGCGAUCCAGGUGCACACGGUCGAGUGGGAGAUCGAGGACCAGCUGGGCCACCUGGCGGCCCUGGAGACAAAGGAGACUCAGGGGAAGAUGGGCAACCUGGUCCGGAUGGCCCCCCAGGUCCAGCUGGAACUACUGGUCAGAGAGGUAUUGUUGGUAUGCCAGGUCAGCGAGGUGAGAGAGGCAUGCCUGGCCUGCCUGGCCCUGGUGGAACACCAGGAAAACAGGGUUCAACGGGGCCACCAGGAGAUAAAGGUCCCUCAGGGCCUAUUGGCCAAUCAGGUGCCAGUGGUCCAGUAGGUGAACCUGGUCCAGAAGGCCCUGCUGGUAAUGAUGGUACUCCUGGACGAGAUGGAGCAGUUGGAGAACGUGGGGAUCGUGGUGAACCUGGACCUGCCGGUUUACCAGGUGCGCAGGGUGGCCCAGGAACUCCAGGACCAGUUGGCCCUACAGGAGAAGCAGGGCAAAGAGGUGAACCAGGCUCGCGGGGUCCACUGGGUCCACCCGGUCGUGCUGGAAAACGAGGCUUGCCUGGUCCCCAAGGUCCUCGUGGUGACAAAGGUGACAAUGGAGACCGAGGUGACAGGGGCCAGAAGGGUCAUAGAGGUUUCACUGGUCUUCAAGGUCUUCCUGGUCCUCCUGGUCCCAUUGGUGAACAAGGCAGUUCUGGGAUUCCAGGUCCUUUUGGCCCUAGAGGCCCUCCAGGUCCAGUUGGUCCUUCAGGCAAAGAUGGAAAUCCUGGACCACAUGGGCCACUGGGGCCUCCUGGUGUAAGAGGAAGUCUAGGAGAAGCAGGUCCUGAAGGUCCUCCAGGUGAUCCUGGUCCCCCAGGUCCCCCAGGCCCUCCAGGUCACCUCACAGCUGCCAUCGGUGACAUUAUGGGCCACUUUGAUGACAGUAUGGCAGAUCCACUGCCAGAAUUCACUGAAGAUGAAGCAGCCCCUGAUGACAACAAUAAAACUGAUCCAGGAGUCCAUGCCACACUGAAGUCACUGAGUAGCCAGAUUGAAACCAUGCGCAGCCCUGAUGGCUCCAAGAAACACCCAGCACGCACUUGUGAUGAUCUAAAGCUCUGUCAUCCAUCCAAGAAAAGCGGAGAAUAUUGGAUUGACCCUAACCAAGGUUGUGUUGAAGAUGCUGUAAAAGUCCACUGCAAUAUGGAAACUGGAGAGACUUGUAUUUCUGCAAACCCAUCUAGCAUACCACGCAAAACAUGGUGGACUAGUAGAUCAUCGGACCGCAAGCCUGUAUGGUAUGGCCUUGAUAUGAACAGGGGAUCACAGUUUGUCUAUGGAGACAGUGAGUCACCAAAUACAGCUGUCACCCAAAUGACCUUCCUGCGCCUUCUGUCAAAGGAAGCCUCCCAGAAUAUCACAUACCAUUGUAAGAACAGUAUAGGGUACAUGGAUGACCAGUCUAAGAACCUGAAGAAAGCUGUAAUUCUUAAGGGUGCUAAUGACCUUGAGAUCAAAGCAGAAGGAAACAAUCGAUUUAGAUAUACUGUCCUUCAGGACAGCUGCUCUAAACGUAAUGGGAACAUUGGCAAGACUGUCUUUGAAUACAGAACACAGAAUGUGGCACGCUUACCUAUCAUAGAUAUCGCCCCAGUGGACAUUGGUAAUACAGACCAGGAAUUUGGCAUUGAGAUUGGGCCGGUUUGUUUUGUGUAA